GCCAGCGCUACCCCCUCCGCCGCCAGCACGCCUGCUGUCCGCCGCCGCACCCACUCACCGCGCGCAUGCGGUGCACACCCGCCCAUUGUGCCUGAAACAUCUCAGUCUCCUCGAUUGGGGCGGGAAAUUGGUCAGCACACGCGAGGCGAGAGCCCCGACGGUAGGGCUCUAUGGUCUCUGGGCGCAUUCCAGCACCCUCUUUGUUCAACUCGACUGCGAAAUUGCGGCCUUCGGACGACAGCAGCGAGCACUCCACGUGUACCAUGGCCGUAUCGAUGCUCAAUACUCCUUCGCGCGCCUCGACGUCGUCCCAGAGCUCGUCCUUCGCACAGGUCACACGCCAGAACACAAUGAGCUCGCAGGAGGGCUCGCGCAGUAUGCGCGCAUCGAAGCGCUACUCGGUGACUGCGCUGUACUUGUCGAUGAACGGUCAAAGGGAUCUCGAAAUAGAAGAUGAUCUGGCAAGAGCUCAGAAAGCACUCCGGGAGCUGAAGGGCAAGAUAUCGUCACAGUCCAAGAAGAACUUCGUGCUUGAAAAGGACGUGCGCUAUCUGGACUCCCGCAUCGCAUUGCUCGUGCAAAACCGCAUGGCAUUGGAAGAGAAAGAAGAAGUUGCCAGCCAUCUCGACGACUCUCUGGAUUUGAGCGAGGGCUCCUUUCCCAACGACGAAAAGACGCAGAAGUACGGCAAUCUGCUUUUCCUGCUUCAAAGUGAACCUCGACAUAUUGCACACUUGUGCCGGCUGGUCACGAUGGCCGAGAUUGACCAGCUGCUUCAAACUGUCAUGUUUACAAUAUACGGAAAUCAGUACGAAAGCCGAGAAGAGCACUUGCUACUAACUAUGUUCCAGUCUGUUCUGACGUUCCAAUUCGAUCAUACGCCUGACUACUCGUCGCUAUUACGAGCGAAUACUCCGGUAUCACGAAUGAUGACCACAUACACGCGAAGAGGACCCGGACAGAGCUAUCUCAAGACGGUGCUUGCGGAGCGAAUCAACUCGUUGAUUGAGAUCAAAGAUCUGGACCUUGAAAUCAACCCGUUAAAGGUAUAUGAGAGCAUGAUUGGCAAGAUUGAAGCGGAUGGAGGAAACUUGCCGAGUGACCUGCCAAAGGGUGUGACGGCAGAACAGGCCGCGGCGAACGAGAACGUGCAGAGGAUCAUUGCCCCUCGCAUCGAAAUGCUCAUCGAGAUUGCUAACAGCUUUCUGAACACGAUCAUCGACGGCUUGGAAGAAACACCAUACGGCAUCAGGUGGAUAUGCAAGCAGAUUCGCAGCUUGACCCGGCGAAAGUACCCGGAUGCGUCGGAACAGACAUUCUGUACACUGAUCGGCGGAUUCUUCUUUUUGCGGUUCAUCAACCCUGCCAUUGUCACACCGAGGUCAUACAUGCUCAUUGAACGCACACCCGCCGAGAAUCCCAAGCGAACUCUCACCUAUGUCGCGAAGAUGCUACAGAACCUGGCGAACAAGCCUAGCUAUGCAAAGGAGCCGUACAUGCAGAGAUUGCAACCCUUCAUUCAGCAUAACAAGGAACGCAUCAACAAGUUCAUGAUUGAUCUUUGCGAGGUGCAGGACUUUUACGAAACACUCGAGAUGGACAACUACGUUGCGCUUUCCAAGAAGGAUCUUGAGCUGUCAAUCACGCUUAAUGAGGUAUAUGCGAUGCAUGCUUUGCUUGAGAAGCACCAAACAGAGCUGGCCAAGGAGGAGACGCAUCACCUCAACCAACUGCUUGCCGAGAUUGGGCCCGCGCCCGCGCAGCUACCAAGGAAGGACAACCGUGCGAUCAACCUCCCGCUGUAUAGCAAAUGGGAGACAUCCCUAGACGACUUCACCGCUGCACUCGACAUCACUCAAGAAGAAGUCUACUUCAUGGAGGCAAAGGCGACAUUUGUACUCAUCCUUCGCUCACUGCCUGCUAAUUCGGUCGUCAUGCGACGACCACUACGACUUGACCGAGUUGCCGAAGCAGCAGCAACAACGAAAAACGAUUCCGUCAUGGUGCGCAAAGGCAUCCGAGCAAUGGAACUUCUCAAUCAGUUACAAGAACUCCACAUUGUCGAUAAGGACGACAGUUACGCCUUACUUCGAGACGAGAUUGAGCAAGAGCUGAUCCAUCUGGGGUCAUUGAAGGAGAAGGUGGAGAUUGAGACGCAAAAGCUCGGCGAAGUGUUCCGAACGAUUCGCGAUCACAAUGCAUAUCUUGUCAGCCAACUGGAAACGUACAAGAGCUACCUGCACAAUGUUCGUGGCCAAUCCGAGGGCACGUCUAAACGAGGACAAUCGACCAAGGUGCUCGGGCCGUAUAAGUUCUCGCAUCAAGAGCUCGAGAAGCAGGGUGUCAUCCAGAAGAGCAAUGUACCGGAGAACCGAAGAGCCAACAUCUUCUUCAACAUCACCAGUCCCAGUCCGGGCACGUUUGUGAUCAGCUUACACUACAAGGGACGCAAUCGUGGUCUCCUCGAGCUGGACCUGAAGCUGGACGAUUUAUUGGAGAUGCAGAAAGAGCAACAAGAAGACCUCGAUCUCGAAUAUGUCCAAUUCAACGUGACGAAAGUGCUGCAGCUUCUUAACAGACGGUUUGCACGGAAGCGCACGUGAGGCAAGUCCGAUCAACAGCGGAAACCCAUGUUGGAGGAUUGAUGUGUACUUGUACGUGCCGGUACGAUGCUACGACCAGACCCCCUUUGGUGCAAGGGCAUCGCGCAGGACGGUGUGGGAUGGAUGAGCGACUUGUCUUCUUUUGUUUCUGUCUUUUUUUGGUUUCUGAUUCUUUCUUUUCUAACUUCGUGCCUAUUAUUUGUGAUACCCGUGGGAGAGGAGAGUCUGUACGAUUAUACGCCAUAACUGGGGAAAUGGGAAAGGAAAGGGGGAGGGGGGAGGGGGCAGGAAGGAAGAACAUGACAAGCACAGAUGCGGUAGAUGUUGCAGGCGUCUGGGACAAAAGGCCUCUUCUUCGGAUUGAUGGAGAAGGGAGCAGCGUGGGCCCGGUUGCUACUAUUGGGAACAAUUUAUUGAUGCGAAGGGUUUGACGAGAAACAAAGCAUACAUACAUACAUGCCUUAAAAAGAGGACAGGUUCCCGAAGGGCAUACGGUUAGAAACUGUCGAGGCAACGACGAGUGAGAGAGAGAGCGAGAGAGAGCUUUGAUAAAUCAAGCGAAAACCUAAUAAUGGAGAGAUUAUG
Sphaerulina musiva SO2202 is the source of this 3188-nucleotide messenger RNA. Its product is annotated as Rho GTPase activation protein. The record is from RefSeq and is a predicted model, not a curated record. Gene Ontology annotation, biological process: regulation of actin cytoskeleton organization; regulation of GTPase activity. Gene Ontology annotation, molecular function: protein binding; GTPase activator activity. The coding region runs from base 171 to 2603 and encodes 810 amino acids. Gene Ontology annotation, cellular component: cell cortex. NCBI's taxonomy places the organism in Eukaryota, Fungi, Ascomycota, Dothideomycetes, Mycosphaerellales, Mycosphaerellaceae. The transcript is spliced from 4 exons.